Messenger RNA from Alternaria rosae, 1177 nucleotides. Its product is annotated as aldehyde reductase 1. The record is from RefSeq and is a predicted model, not a curated record. The transcript has a single exon. Gene Ontology annotation, molecular function: aldose reductase (NADPH) activity. Lineage: Eukaryota; Fungi; Ascomycota; Dothideomycetes; Pleosporales; Pleosporaceae. Gene Ontology annotation, cellular component: cytosol. Bases 94 to 1083 code for a protein of 329 amino acids.
UAAAACAUUUCAAAAGUUACUUGACCACUUUCAUCUUUACUCUGCAUUUUCAAGAUACAUUUUCAAACUUCAAGAAUUACAAACACCGCAAAUAUGGCUCCCCUCGCGAACCAGAAGACGUUCAAGCUUUCCAAUGGCGUCAUCAUGCCAGCCGUCGGAUUCGGCACCUUCGCCAGCGAAGGCGCAUCGGGCGAGACCUACGCCGCCGUAAUGACCGCGCUCAAGACUGGCUACCGCCAUCUCGACUGCGCGUGGUUCUACCAAAACGAGGGCGAAGUUGGCGACGCCGUCCGCGAUUUCCUCAAGGAAAACACCAACGUCAAGCGCGAGGACCUUUUCAUUGUCACAAAAGUAUGGAACCACCUGCAUGAGCCCGAGGAGGUCAAGUGGAGUUUUGAGUCUUCGCUGAAGAACCUGGGCGUCGACUACAUCGACGCGUUCCUCGUCCACUGGCCCAUUGCCGCGGAGAGCGACGACAACCACAUGCCCAAGCUGGGAGCUGACGGCAAAUACAUCAUCAAGAAGGAGCUCACCGAGAACCCGGAGCCAACAUGGCGCGCCAUGGAGGAGAUUUACAACUCGGGCAAGGCCAAGGCCAUCGGAGUUUCCAACUGGACCAUCCCCGGCCUGAAGAAGCUGCUCAGCAUCGCCAAGGUCAAGCCCAUGAUCAACCAGAUCGAAGUCCACCCCUUCCUCCCCAACACCGAGCUCGUCAAGUACUGCCAGGAAAACGACAUUCUCGUCGCCGCCUACUCCCCGCUCGGCUCCCAGAACCAGGUUCCCAGCACCGGCGAGAAGGUCCGCACCAACCCCAAGCUCAACGAAGUUGCCGAGCGAAGCGGCUACGACCUUGCGCAGGUUUUGCUCGCAUGGGGUCUCCAGCGCGGCUACGUUGUCCUGCCCAAGAGCUCCACCCCUAAGCGCAUCGAGAGCAACUGGCUCAUCCCCGAGCUGAGCAAGGCCGACUUUGACGCCGUCGAGGAGGUCGCCAACGGAAGGCACACUCGUUUCGUCAACAUGAAGGACACCUUCGGCUACGAUGUCUGGCCAGAGGAGACCGACGGUGGUGAGCUCAAGGCAUAGAGCGGGGCGAUGAGAUCACGAUGACACGGCAUAUUUCGAUAUUUUGUUUUUAGCGAUACCAAAAGUCAACGGGAGACUUAUUUAGAUCAGCUCA